AUCGUGCUGCCAAAGUUGAGUUUUCUCUUCUUCCCUUGCAGUUGCCGUCCUCAGGAGGAGUUAGUUAUAACAGAUGGACGCCCCAGCUACGCCCAAAGAGAGUGAGGCCGUAGCUAUGCCAAACGACCCAGAAGCCCCAGCGAUGCCUGAGGACACUGACGUUGAUUCAUCUGGAAAUAUUGGACUUAAGAGCCCCUUUCAUCUUUUUUUCAUGGAUGCAAGGAGUAUUUUUAAGAAGGAUGAGCUGGGCUUGGAGAUUGCACGGAUUGCAAUACCUGCUGCUCUGGCUUUAGCAGCUGACCCUAUUGCUUCUCUAAUAGACACAGCAUUCAUCGGCCAUAUAGGUCCAGUAGAGCUUGCUGCUGUGGGAGUUUCAAUUGCUAUAUUUAAUCAAGUAUCAAGGAUUGCUAUCUUCCCACUUGUUAGUAUUACAACAUCCUUUGUUGCUGAGGAAGAUGCUCUCUGUAAGACAAUGGCAAUUGAAAAACAAGAAAAAGAAACCAUGGAAAAGGCUUUACCUACAAACAGUGAAAUGAAAGAGUUGACUCCAAAUGCUGCAGCAGAUUCUGAUAAGGUUGAUGCUAACUCAUUCCUUACUGGGAAAAAAAAUCAGACCACAUUUGGGUAUGGGAAAAGGAAUAAUGGGAAAAGACAUAUUCCAUCAGUAUCAACAGCACUGGUUAUUGGUGGAAUGCUUGGCCUUAUCCAAGCCAUUUCUCUCAUUUUUGGUGCAAAAAUCUGCUUAAACCUCAUGGGUGUGCACUCGGAUUCCCCUAUGCUAUCCCCUGCCCGACGAUACUUGACAUUGAGGUCGCUCGGUGCUCCUGCCGUUCUUUUAUCUCUGGCCAUGCAAGGAGUUUUUCGAGGAUUCAAGGAUACAAAAACUCCUCUAUAUGCUACAGUGGCAGGAGAUGUUACAAAUAUCAUUUUAGACCCAAUUCUUAUAUUCGUCUGCCGCUUAGGUGUCAGCGGGGCAGCCAUUGCCCAUGUUGUCUCUCAGUACCUAAUUUCACUGAUACUGUUAUUGAGGCUAAUGCAAAAGGUUGAAGUCUUGCCUCCAAGUUUCAAAGAACUGCAGUUCAGUCGGUUUCUUAAAAAUGGGUCUCUAUUGCUAGCGAGGGUAAUAGCUGUAACAAUCUGUGUCACUCUGGCUGCAUCUUUGGCUGCACGCCAAGGAUCGAUUUCCAUGGCAGCAUUUCAGAUCUGCUUGCAGAUUUGGUUGACAACAUCUCUUCUUGCUGACGGGUUGGCUGUUGCGGCACAGGCAAUACUUGCAUCCGCUUUUGCCCGAGGAGAAAAAAGCAAAGCAAUAGCCACCACAUCUCGAGUAUUGCAGUUGAGCAUUGUUCUGGGAUUUUUCCUGGCCGUCUUCCUUGGUGUUGGCAUGCAGUUCGGAGGGGGAAUAUUUACAAAGAACGCCGAAGUGUUGCGACUCAUGCAUAUAGGCAUCCCGUUUGUUGCCGCUACCCAACCAAUCAAUUCAUUGGCAUUUGUUUUGGAUGGGGUCAACUUUGGAGCAUCAGAUUUUGCAUAUACUGCUUACUCCAUGGUCAUUGUGGCUAUUAUUAGCAUUGGGAGCUUGUUUCCUCUCUCUUUAAGUAAUGGUUUUGUUGGAAUCUGGAUCGCUUUGACUAUCUAUAUGAGUCUUCGCACAUUUGCUGGUUUUGGAAGGAUUGGGACUACGACUGGACCUUGGAGGUUCCUCCGCCAUUGACUAUUUUCGCUCUCUGUGCUAAUAAAAGUAGUUUGAUUUAGAUUUUCACUUUCACUCACCGGAAUGUUUGUUUGAUUUUGGUCUGUAUUUUUCUUCCACGAUAUAUAUACAUAUACAUAUCAUGCUGUGGCUCGAGUUUUUUAAUCUU
Molecule: messenger RNA, 1862 nt
Organism: Magnolia sinica
Lineage: Eukaryota; Viridiplantae; Streptophyta; Magnoliopsida; Magnoliales; Magnoliaceae
Product: protein DETOXIFICATION 42-like
Exons: 13
Coding region: 74-1714 (546 amino acids)
Biological process (GO): transmembrane transport
Cellular component (GO): membrane
Molecular function (GO): antiporter activity; xenobiotic transmembrane transporter activity
Source: RefSeq, a predicted model, not a curated record